UUUAUCAUUGAUCUAACGUCUAUCGCUAAGAACAAAAAUCCAAUCAAAAUGAAAUUCAUCUUUGUCUUCGUUGCCCUUUUCGCCAUUGCUUUGGCUGAAGAAACCGUUGUCUUGAAAUCCGAAUCUGAAGUUGGUCCCGAAUCCUUCCAAUAUGCUUAUGCUACCAGCGAUGGUGUUGAAGCUCAAGCUCAAGGUCAAUUGAAUAAUGUUGGUACUGAACAAGAAGCUCUUGCCGUUAAGGGUUCUUACUCCUUCGUUGCUGAUGAUGGUCAAACCUACACCGUCAACUAUGUUGCUGAUGAAAACGGUUUCCAACCCCAAGGUGCUCAUUUGCCCGUUGCCCCUGAAGCUUAAGUUGUGAUUGUUAUUUAUUAAUAAAUAUUUGUUUAUUU
Lucilia cuprina (Australian sheep blowfly) is the source of this 392-nucleotide messenger RNA. Its product is annotated as larval cuticle protein 65Ag1-like. Gene Ontology annotation, molecular function: structural constituent of chitin-based larval cuticle. The transcript has 2 exons. NCBI's taxonomy places the organism in Eukaryota, Metazoa, Arthropoda, Insecta, Diptera, Calliphoridae. The record is from RefSeq and is a predicted model, not a curated record. The coding region runs from base 49 to 354 and encodes 101 amino acids. Gene Ontology annotation, cellular component: chitin-based extracellular matrix.